Messenger RNA from Rasamsonia emersonii CBS 393.64, 4089 nucleotides. Its product is annotated as Phosphoribosylformylglycinamidine synthase. The coding region runs from base 1 to 4089 and encodes 1362 amino acids. The record is from RefSeq and is a predicted model, not a curated record. Gene Ontology annotation, biological process: 'de novo' IMP biosynthetic process. Gene Ontology annotation, molecular function: phosphoribosylformylglycinamidine synthase activity. The transcript has a single exon. Lineage: Eukaryota; Fungi; Ascomycota; Eurotiomycetes; Eurotiales; Trichocomaceae.
AUGGCGACUCCGAAUGAGCCAACCUACCUGGCUAUUCCAGGUUCUGUGGCAUUCUCACGUUCCCGUGGCCGCGCUAUUGCUGCGAAUAUUGGAGCUGCUGAUGUCCGGGCACAAUGGAUUCACUACGUUCACACCUCCGAACCUUUGCAGGAACCCCAACGGGCCGUCCUCGAGCAGCUCCUCCAAUACGGCGAUAUAACGGACAUCCCGCCUUCAUUCGACCCCGAAGAUGGCCAGGUUCGCGUCUUUUACGUCUACCCGAGAGUCGGCACGAUAUCCCCGUGGAGCUCUCAAGCAACCGCCAUCUCGCACGUGUGUGGUCUGGGCAAAUUCGUGAAACGGAUCGAGCGAGGGUUGAAGAUUUCGUGUCUCUUAGUUGAGGGAGGGGAUCUCGAGGAAGGUUUCCGUGACGCUCUGUAUGACCGCAUGACCCAGCUCAUCAGCGAGGAGCAGCCGGAUCUCCACCAAAUGUUCUCCGAGCACCCUCCCCAGCCGCUGGAAGUAAUCCCACUCCAUGACGGUGGUAAACCCCCCGUUGAGGUCUUGCAGGAAGCCAACAAGCGUCUUGGUCUGGCUCUGGACCAAUCUGAAAUCGAAUACCUCGUCGAGGCGUAUUCUUUGAAUGGGCCGGUGCCGCGGAAUCCGACCGAUGUUGAACUGUUCAUGUUUGCGCAGGUCAACUCGGAGCAUUGCCGCCACAAGCAAUUCAACGCUUCCUGGGUGAUUGAUGGGAAGCAGAUGCCCAACAGUCUUUUUUCAAUGAUAAGAAACACGCACAGAAAACAUCCAGACUUCACGGUCAGUGCCUACAGCGACAACGCAGCGGUGCUGCAGGGAGAAAGCGCUGGGUUCUGGGCUCCUGAUCCCACGACUCAUGAAUGGACACAAACCAAGGAGACGGUUCAUUUCCUGGCUAAAGUUGAGACCCAUAACCAUCCAACCGCGGUUUCCCCUUAUCCGGGUGCUGCAACGGGUUCUGGGGGAGAGAUCCGAGAUGAAGGGUCCGUUGGGAGAGGCUCCAAGCCGAAGGCAGGUCUCGCUGGCUAUUCUGUUUCGGAUCUUCUCAUUCCGGAAUUGAGACAACCCUGGGAACUUGAUGUGGGCAAACCUCAUCACAUAGCGAGCAGUUUGGAUAUCAUGCUUGAGGCGCCAAUUGGAAGUGCGGCGUUUAACAAUGAGUUUGGUCGGCCGUGCAUAGCAGGAUAUUUCCGCACCCUGCUUACUGAAAUCGACAUCGGGAACGGCCAGAAAGAGCUGAGGGGCUACCAUAAGCCGAUCAUGAUUGCAGGUGGUGUGGGAACCGUAAGACCACAACACGCGAUCAAAGACCCAGUUGCUGUCAAGCCGGGAUCCUACCUGGUCGUCCUUGGAGGACCAGCAAUGCUCAUCGGUCUGGGAGGUGGUGCUGCUUCUAGUCUCGCUUCUGGCGAGGGUUCUGCGGAUCUGGACUUUGCCAGCGUUCAGAGAGGAAACGCCGAAGUUCAGCGUAGAGCCCAAGAAGUCAUCAACGCCUGCGUGGCGAUGGGACCAGAUAACCCCAUCAAGUUUAUCCAUGAUGUCGGUGCCGGUGGGCUGUCGAACGCUCUCCCUGAACUUAUCCACGAUGCUGGCCUUGGUGCCACAUUUGAGCUCAGAGAGAUUGAUAAUGCCGAUAAAGGUAUGAGUCCGAUGCAGAUCUGGUGCUGUGAGGCACAGGAGAGAUACGUUCUGGCCAUUGGAGAGGAAGGAAUGAACAAGUUCACAGCGAUUUGUCGACGAGAGCGCUGUGGGUUCUCUGUGGUUGGCCGCGCUUGGGGAUCGUCAGAGGAAGAGAGGAGGCUCAUUCUGCUUGACAGAGACUCGAAAGAGUACCCCAAGCCUAUCGAUCUUCCUCUGUCGGUUCUAUUUGGAAAGCCACCGAGAAUGACCAGGACGGUGGACUCGCGGAAACUGAAAUUGCCAGCCUUUGAUGCCAGUCUGUCAACAUACCUCCCUUCGGCCACUUCGAAUCAGGAACUCUUCAAUGAGGCUGCCAGAAGAGUCCUCUCUCUUCCCGCUGUCGGUUCCAAGUCGUUCCUGAUCACCAUCGGUGAUCGGACGGUCGGUGGGCUCACUGCUAGAGACCAGAUGGUUGGCCCGUGGCAAACUCCGGUGUCCGAUGUGUCCGUCACUGCCACCUCGUUGCUGCAAGGCGUGAAGACGGGUGAGGCUAUGGCAAUGGGCGAAAAGCCGACUCUAGCACUGAUCUCUCCAUCUGCGUCGGCGCGGAUGGCUGUUGCGGAAGCCCUUAUGAAUAUCGCUGCGGCAGAUUUGAUCGAUCGGCUGAGCCGAGUAAAGCUCUCAGCGAAUUGGAUGUCUGCCAGCAGCCACCCUGGUGAAGGUGCUGCCAUUUAUGAAGCCGUGGAGGCCAUUGGACUGGACUUCUGUCCAAAGCUUGGGGUCAGCAUUCCUGUCGGGAAAGAUUCCAUGUCGAUGAAGAUGAAAUGGACGGAUGAGUCCACCAAGGAAGCCAAAGAGGUCACAGCGCCACUGUCCCUCAUCAUCUCUGCCUUUGCCCCCGUGGGCGAUUUCCGGAAGACGUGGACGCCAACUCUGCGUCGUGUUGAGGAUGUUGGCGAGACUGUUCUCAUGUUUGUUGAUCUGGCUCGUGGUCGUAAAGCCCUGGGUGGCUCCGCCCUAGCUCAAGUCUUCAAGCAGGUUGGCGAUCAGUGCCCAGACGUCCGCGAUGUGGAGCUGUUCAAGGACUUCUUCGAUGCUACGCAGCAGCUGCAGGAAUUGGGCAUCGUUCUGGCUUAUCAUGAUCGGUCUGAUGGCGGUCUGUUUACCACUUUGGCGGAGAUGAUGUUCGCUGGACGAUGCGGUGUAGAGAUCAUGCUGGAUGAUAUUUGCCCAAGCUCAGACCCUCGCCAUGUCAUCGAGACUCUCUUCAACGAGGAGCUAGGAGCUGUAUUCCAGGUCCGCAAGAAGGAUGAGACCAAGUUCCGCUCUUGUUUCGCAACAUGCGGUCCGCCACCAGGCCUGAUCACCCGGAUCGGUCGAGUCUCGGAAAAGCAGAAGCAGAAUCUUACUAUCUACCAUAAACACACUUUGGUAUACCGCAACUCGCGGGCGAACCUCCAGCAGAUCUGGUCGCACACGUCGUAUCAUAUGCAGAAAAUCCGAGACAACGCUGCCUGCGCUGACCAGGAGUUUGCCAACAUUCUCGACGACAGGGAUCCUGGUCUGUCGUGGAGACUUACAUUCGACCCCAAGGACAAGGCGCUCCCGCUCCUGACGAGUCUUACGCAAUAUUCGCCCUUCAGCAACAAGCCGCGGGUUGCGAUUCUUCGCGAACAGGGUGUCAACAGCCAGGCGGAGAUGGCGUUCGCUUUCAACCUUGCCGGUUUCUCCGCCGUGGACGUGCACAUGACUGAUAUCAUCUCGGGUCGGGUGUCGCUGUCCUCGUUCGUCGGCUUGGCCGCAUGUGGAGGCUUCUCGUACGGAGACGUUCUGGGAGCCGGCCAGGGCUGGGCGAAAUCGGUCCUGCUGCACGAGAACACGCGCAACGAAUUCAAGACGUUCUUCGAGCGCCCGGAUACGUUUGCGCUGGGUGUGUGCAACGGCUGCCAGUUCCUGUCGCGUCUGAAGGAGCUUAUCCCAGGCGCGCAGGACUGGCCCAGCUUCGAGCGGAACGCAAGCGAGCAGUACGAAGGGCGAGUGUGCAUGGUGCACAUCUCAGACCCGGAUCCAUCCGCGCCGUCCGUCUUCCUGCACGGCAUGGAUGGCUCGUCGCUGCCGAUCGCCGUCGCGCACGGCGAGGGCCGCGCCUCGUUCGCGCUGACCCCGAACGUGACACCGCAGGAUUUCGUCAAACGCAACCUGGCCCCGAUCCGGUACGUCGACAACGCGACGCUCAAGCCGACCAUGACCUAUCCGUUCAACCCGAACGGCAGCCCCGAGGGCAUUGCCGGCAUCCGCUCGCCGGACGGCCGCGUUCUGGCGAUUAUGCCGCACCCGGAGCGGACCGUCCUGAAUGGCAUCGCGAGCUGGCUGCCUCCGGAGGCGGAGCAAUGGGGAGAUAUUGGGCCUUGGGGGAGAGUCUUUUACAGUGCAAGGAGAUGGGUUGGAUGA